CAGCGCCCGCGUGUGCAGAUGACGCAGUUCCGCCAUCUUGGCUCUGAGGCUGCGGUAGGUAGCUAUUAGCUGUUAGCUCAACACGUCGUUAGUUUCUGGUUAAUUUUGUCUCCGUGAGGUUAAAGUGAAAGUGGUUCCGGUUCUUCGGGUCUGAACCUGAACCUGAAUCCGCGUUGGGGGGACUGAUGGACGGGGAAGAGGAUGACUUCAUGUCCGGGAGCCGCUCCGAUGACGGCGGUGGCACUCCGGUUCAGGAUGAACACCCGGCGUCAGACGGCGAGGACGUGAGGAGCGACAGACACGAGUCUGAGGACGAGGGCAGCAAUGAGGAGGACGCCCCUCACGCUGUGGAGACCAGCGGGGCAGCCAGCGGCUCUGACAACGAGGAGCGCAGAGGGGCCGACAGCGACUCAGAGGGUGAGGCCCCCAGGGGCCACGGUGACCACGACAAGAGUGACUCGGAGGUUGAGGCUCCUCGUCCUGCCAACAGCGACGGCGACUCCCCGGUCAAACACAGGACGAGUGGAUCAGACAACGAGGAUUCGUCACCGGUCAAACACAGAGCGUCAGAUCAUGAGGAGGGGGAGGGGUCAUCUCCUCCUAAACGCAGAGGGAGUAGCUCGGACAAAGAGGAGGGGGAGGAGGGGGCGGACCGGCCCAAAGCGGCCGCAGACAGCGACUCAGAGAACGAGGACGCCAAACCUGCGGCGCCCAACCGGUCCAAAGCCGACAGUGACUCUGACACAGAGGCGCCCGCCAGACGAAAGGCGGCACAGAUAGACUCUGAGGAGGAGGGGGAGGAAAGGAAACAGGAGGAAGUGGGAGGGGGGGCGAAGUGGAACGCUGUGAUGCAGUCUGACAGUGAGGAUGAGGAGGAGGGACGAAGGAAGAAGGCUGCAGCAGGAAGUGACGGAGAGAAGCAGGAGGAGGAGCAGAGAGACGACAGUGACGGCGAGAAGCCAGUGAAGAGGAAGAAGGCUAUCCUGUCAGACAGUGAGGAAGAGGAGAAAGUAGAUAAACCAGCAGCCAAGAGGAGUCGGGCGGUGUCGGACGAUGAUGAAAACUCGGACAGCGACGCGGCGUCGGGCGGACCUGAUAAGAGUCUGGCAGCCAAACUCAGGGAGCUCGGCUCCGACAGCGGCAGCGAGGACGAGAGCUCGAAGGUCGAGGCAGGGAACAAGGAUGAGAAGGCGCUGUUCGGCAGCGACAGCGACUCUGGAGACGAGGAGGAGAAAAUGAUCGCAGACAUCUUCGGAGAGUCUGGAGACGAGGAGGAGGAGGAGUUCACGGGUUUCAACCAGGAGGACCUGGAGGGAGAGAAGCUCCAGGCCAAAGAGAAGCAGCAGCAGCAGAUGGAGGAGGAGUCGGACUCCGACGAAGGAGUCGACCGCAGCGGCCAAGACACCAGCUUCAUGUCUGACUUCGACAUCAUGCUUGCUCGGAGGAAAGCCAUGAACAGCAAGAAGCGAAGACACCGCGACGGAGGGACGUUCAUCAGUGACGCCGACGACGUGGUCAGCGCCAUGAUCUCCAAGAUGACCGAGGCUGCAGAGGAGGAUCGAACUCUGAACAGUCAGAAGAAACCGGCGCUGAAGAAACUCACGCUGCUGCCGCAGGUCGUCAUGCACCUGAAGAAACAGGACUUGAAGGAGACGUUCAUCGACAGCGGGGUGAUGUCGGCCAUUAAAGAGUGGAUCAGUCCUCUUCCAGACAAGUCGCUGCCUGCUCUCAGAAUCCGAGAGGAGCUGCUGAGGAUCCUGCAGGAGCUGCCCAGCGUCAGUCAGGAGACUCUGAAGCACAGCGGCAUCGGCCGGUCCGUCAUGUUUCUGUACAAACACCCCAAAGAGUCUCGAUCCAACAAAGACCUGGCUCUCAAACUCAUCAAUGAGUGGUCGCGGCCGAUCUUUGGUUUGACGUCUAACUACAAGGGAAUGACGAGAGAGGAGCGACAACAGAGAGAUCUGGAUCAGCAGAUGCCUCAGAGACGACGACUGAGUCAGCCUCAGAAGGUGGAGAGGGCGGAGGAACCUGACGUCUUCUCUCCACCAAUCAGCUCCGGGGGUCAGACGCCUCGGAGAGACCUGGAGAAGCAGCUCACUGGAGAGGAGAAAGCUCUGCGACCCGGUGACCCCGGGUUCUGCGCCCGGGCUCGAGUCCCGAUGCCGUCCAACAAGGACUAUGUAGUUCGACCCAAGUGGAACGUAGAGGGCGACUCCAGCAGGGGUCCCAUGAAGAAGGGAAUGUCCCGUGUCGAUAAACAAAUGCGUAGAAUUGCUGACAUCCGCCGCCUGACGAAACCGGGUCACGCUGUGAAAAUCAGUGUUGAAGGCAACCGGAUGCCGCUCUGAUUUUAACCUCCGUAGGAUUUAUUCACUUUUUCUUUUUAAUGUUUUGUUCCUGAACACCCCCCCUCCUCCUCCUCCUCCUCCUCAGGUCCUGCCCUGCCUUGCUCAAGGGCUGAGGUCAAAGUGUGAACGUCUGCUGAUGUCACAGAUAUUUGAGAGAUUUUGACCCCCCCAGGUUUUCCAGAACCAAAAUCAGGAACCAAACGAUCCACCUCUGCCUUUUUGUUUCUGAAUGUGAAGGUGUUUUUAUUUGGCGGCGCAGACGACUUCCCGGUCCAUUUUGUCCCCUCUCUGCUGCCGUAGCAGCUGUACAGGUGUCGUCAGGACGCAGCUCACAGGAAACGCUGCGUCUGAUCUCAGAGUCUGUGAAUGUUCUGUAUCUGAUGAGGAUUUUGUUAAUAAAGUCACAAACUCUCUUCA
This is a messenger RNA of Hippoglossus stenolepis (Pacific halibut), 2765 nucleotides long. RefSeq names its product protein IWS1 homolog. The record is from RefSeq and is a predicted model, not a curated record. The coding region runs from base 186 to 2348 and encodes 720 amino acids. Gene Ontology annotation, biological process: poly(A)+ mRNA export from nucleus. NCBI's taxonomy places the organism in Eukaryota, Metazoa, Chordata, Actinopteri, Pleuronectiformes, Pleuronectidae. The transcript has 16 exons. Gene Ontology annotation, cellular component: nucleus.